Glycine soja is the source of this 2346-nucleotide messenger RNA. Its product is annotated as protein EDS1L-like. The record is from RefSeq and is a predicted model, not a curated record. Bases 135 to 1982 code for a protein of 615 amino acids. Lineage: Eukaryota; Viridiplantae; Streptophyta; Magnoliopsida; Fabales; Fabaceae. Gene Ontology annotation, biological process: lipid metabolic process; defense response. The transcript has 3 exons.
AUAGUAAUGGUAAUUUAAAACCAUGUCCAUGUUCACAAGCUUUACAUAAAGGGAUGCUUCAGCAGUUUUGAAACACAAAGCAACCAAGCAAACAUAAAACUUUCCGAAACUGCAGGGUAUUGUAAGAAACAAACAUGGCUGUUGGGUCGCUUGGAGACAACAUAGGAUUGAAAGAAGAGUUCAUCACCAAUGUGUGUGGUUUGGCCUUCCAAGCUAACAUGUCACCGGAGAAUCUCUACCAUUUCCAUGAGAUUGAGAUUUUUUCCGAAAUUUAUCAUGUUUUCAGCUUUUCAGGGUCUUGGAACCCCCAUGAAUGGCUUGUUAAUAACAAACCUUUUGGGGAAACAAAGAUAGAUCAUGCCCUGUUUCCUUCACUUAGAAGUAUUGGCAAUGAUGAAGCUGCUUUGGUGAAUGAAGGCUUCGCAAAGAGAUUCGACCUCAUAUUGAAAACUAGCUCCAUUAAAUCUGAGGUGAAUAAGGCUAUGGUUGAUGGAAAGCAAGUAGUGUUUACAGGGCACUCUUCUGGUGCUGCAAUAGCAAUUCUUGCUACCUUUUGGGCCUUGGAAGAGUACCUUAACCCAACCAAACCCCAAAACCUCAAGCAUCCCUUUUGUGUUACUUUUGGGUCUCCCUUAAUUGGCAAUCAUAUAUUCUCUCACUCUUCAAGGAGAGAAAAUUGGUCUCACUAUUUCAUACACUUUGUUUUGAGGUAUGACAUAGUGCCAAGGAUUUUGCUUGCUCCCUUCUCUUCUGUUGGCCAAACUUUUAGCUCUAUUCUUCAAAUCUUGGACCCCAACUUCGAAACUUCCACCCAAGACCCAACAAGGAAUUGUGUAAUCUCUCAAUUUUACUCAACUGUGAUGACAAACGCAGCAACUGUUACAAGCCAUGCUGCUGGCAUUCUCAUGGGCAGCACAAACAUGUUAUUGGAGACAGUGACGAAUUUUGUUGACUUAAGCCCUUAUAGGCCCUUUGGAACAUAUGUUUUCUGCAAUGGAAAUGGACAGCUGAUUGUGGUGAAAAACUCAGAUGCUGUUUUGCAACUCUUGUUCCACACUGCUCAGUUAAGCAAUUUUGCAGAACUAGAAGAAGUUGCCAAUAAUAGCAUAUUGCAACACCUGAACUAUGUGGCUGAGUUGCAGGAAAGCUUGGGAAUGCAGAAUGUAGUGUACUUGGAGCAACUUGAGCAACUUCCCUUGUCAGCUGAUGGUUCAAAUAGCGAUGUUGCAACAGCCUUGGAUGGCCUUGGACUGAGCCCAAGAGCAAGACUUUGCCUUCGAGCAGCAGCAAAUUUGGCGACAAGAAAACUUGACAACGAAGAUAAAAUCAAACAAAAGAAAGUUUUUAUUGAGCAAAAAAUGAAAGACCUUAAAAAAUACAGAGAAAUGUGGGAGCAUCAAAACGUUGGUUUCUACGAUGGCUUCAGGGAGCACAAGAAAAAAGAGGACUUCAAGGCAAAUGUGACAAGGCUAGAGUUGGCAAGUGUGUGGGACGAGAUCAUGGAAAAGCUAAGAAGUUACCAACUCCCAGAUGAGUUUGAAGGCAACAAAGAAUGGGUAGAUCUUGGAUCAAGGUUUCGACAACUAAUGGAGCCUCUAGAUAUUGCCAAUUAUUACCGUCAUGCAAGGCAUUACGAGGAUGGUUCUUCUUCUUACAUGCUUAGGGGAAGGCCUAAACGAUAUAGGUACACCCAAAAAUGGUUGGAACAUGCUGAGAGAAGGCCACAGGAACCUAGCUCCACAUCUUGUUUCUGGGCUGAGGUGGAGGAUCUUCGCUACAAAACCAGUUAUAGUAAUAGCUCAUCAUUUGAAGAUGUUAAGGAAAGGGUUGAGCAAUUGGAGGCUCAAUUACAAGCAUGGAGCGAAAAGGGGGAGUUGGCUAAUGAUGUCUUCUUGGAGGGUUCUACCUUGGUCAAGUGGUGGAAAACUCUACCUCUACAACACAAGCAACAAUCAUGCAUUAGAAAUCUAAUAAAUGAGUGACAGAUCAAGACAAACAUGCAUUAGGCUGUGUUUUUUUUUUUUUUUUUCACAUUCAAUCAUGUCGAACAUCAAAGCUCUCUCACAAAAACUACGUUCAACAUACUUCGGAAUGUGUGAUAUGUGUAAAACAAACACACACUUAAAUGUCUUCUUGGAGGGUUCUACCUUGGUGAAGUGUGUUGGCUGAGUGAACUUUUCUUAUUUCUCUUAUUUAUUGUAUUUUAUUUUCAUGCUUCUUUCUAUUGUGUGUUAUGUAAUAAACAUGUAGUUUCUUCUACGUUCUCUAUCUAUCUGAAAACAAAUGGGUAUUGAAUAUGUACUAUCGAUGACAGGUGAACGAAAUGGCUUUGUAAUUAUUAUUGUA